Penicillium cosmopolitanum is the source of this 1032-nucleotide messenger RNA. RefSeq names its product glycoside hydrolase family 28 protein. The transcript has 4 exons. Gene Ontology annotation, cellular component: extracellular region. NCBI's taxonomy places the organism in Eukaryota, Fungi, Ascomycota, Eurotiomycetes, Eurotiales, Aspergillaceae. Gene Ontology annotation, biological process: pectin catabolic process. Gene Ontology annotation, molecular function: polygalacturonase activity. The record is from RefSeq and is a predicted model, not a curated record. Bases 1 to 1032 code for a protein of 343 amino acids.
AUGGUUCCCAGCCUCAAGCUUUGCCUCGUCGCCCUUCUCGGCGCAGCCUCUGUCCAAGCUGCCCCGGCAUCUGACAUUGUGCCUACUACCGCCUCCGCGCUGGAACGCCGGGCGUCUAGUUGCACCUUCACCGGCUCCAAGGGCGCCGCCUCCGCUAUCAAGGCCAAGAAGUCCUGCUCGACCAUCACUCUGAACAAUGUCGCCGUCCCCGCCGGAACGACCCUCGAUCUCACUGGACUGAACAAGGGAACAAAGGUCAUCUUCGAAGGCGAAACCACCUUCGGAUACAAGGAAUGGUCCGGACCCCUUGUCUCCGUCUCCGGAACCGACAUCACCGUUUCAGGUGCCUCUGGCGCCGUCCUGAACGGCGACGGUGCCCGCUGGUGGGACGGAAAGGGCACGAACGGCGGCAAGACGAAGCCCAAGUUCUUCUACGCUCACAAGAUGAUCAACUCCAACAUCCAGAAUCUGAAGGUCAAGAACUCGCCUGUGCAGGUUUUCAGCAUCAACGGUGCUAGCGAGCUCACCCUGAACAAAAUCACCAUUGACAAUGCCGAUGUUAACUCCGGCAAGAACAUUCAUUUCACUGGUGCUACUUGCACUGGCGGACACGGUAUCUCCAUCGGUUCCGUCGGCGGACGCUCAGACAACACCGUCGACACCGUCAACAUCGAAAACUGCAGCAUCAGCAACUCGCAGAACGGUGUUCGCGUCAAGACCGUCUACGGCGAGACCGGCAGCGUCAAGGGCGUCACCUACAAGGACAUCACUCUUUCCGGCAUCACCAAGUACGGCGUCGUCAUUGAGCAGGAUUACAAGAAUGGCAGCCCGACUGGUACCCCCACCAACGGUGUCCCCAUUACCGGCCUCACUCUGAACAACGUCAAGGGUACCGUUUCUAGCAGCGCGACUAAUGUGUAUGUUCUGUGUGCUUCUGGCGCUUGCUCUGGCUGGAACUGGAGCGGUGUUAGUGUUAAGGGUGGAAAUACUAGCAGCAAGUGCAAGAACGUGCCUAGCAGUGCUAGCUGCUAA